AUGACGUUUAUGGAACUUCAGAAUGGUCUCUGUCAAAGCAUGGAGAACAGUACAUUAAUGAGAGUGAGCAGAAUUCUGUACCAGAAUCCGGUUAUAGUUUUUGGUGGUUUAAUGCAGUUUGAUACCAUGCCAAUCACUGACGAAGUGACUAUGCAUAAUAUGUUUCAAAUUCACCAGCAGACUCAGAUACGACAGCCACAGAUUGAGCUGUAUGUUGAGUUUGAAACCAUAGAGGCGGAAGGGAUUCAAAAUGACUUAGAGGUGGAGGAUGAUAGAGCUGUAGUGUACGUGGGAAUGAGUAGUGACAGCGAAGAGGACUUCGAAGCCACUUAUGAAGCCGGCGACGAAGAGCAGGAUGGUGAUGCGGGAGUUGAGACAGCAGCUGAUGUAGUGGUUCACCCAUCGAUCAGUCAACCGAUGAACGUGUCACCUUUUAUGCGUAAAUUGGAUCUCGACGCCAUGCAUGCACCGAAGUUUCCGGAAUAUUCAAACAUAGGCGUUGCUGAUCCUGAGGAUGGAGAGUUCCGGAUUGGAAUGGAAUACAGUUCUAGAAAGUCGGUCGUGGUAGCAAUUAGAAGUUACACUAUCGCUAGAGGAGUUGACUACGACGUGUAUGAGUAUGAGCCACAGACGUUCUAUGCAAAAUGCAAGAUAUACAACGGUAGGCACACGUGCACAACGGGAGUGAUUUCACAGGAUCCUUCCAAGUUGGACUUAGACACAGUUGCUGAGGCUAUAAGGCCAUUGGUCGAGACUGACCCGUCAAUAAAGAAGUCCAUAGCGAAAGUUUUCGGUGAUUGGGAGGAGAGUUAUCAAGCCUUGCCGUGGUGGCUCUCGGUUAUGGUUCAGAAGAUGUCUGGGUCAGUUGUCCAGAUAGAAACACGCCCACUUUACAAUGGGAAUAAAGAGGCGCAAGGGGUAAAAAUACUUCAUCGCGUAUUUUGGAGUUUCAAUCCAUGCGUUAGGGCAUUCAGGCAUUGCAAGCCCCUAGUUCAGGUUGACGGAACACACCUAUAUGGAAAGUACAAAGGUACACUUCUGGUAGCUGUUGCACAGGAUGGGAACCAGAACAUUGUGCCUAUCGCUUUUGUCUUGGUGGAAGGGGAGAUAGCUGAUGCGUGGCACUUCUUUCUAAGGAAUCUGCGAACGCAUGUUGUAAGAAAAGAUGGUGUGGGUAUGAUCUCGGACCGGCAUGAGUCAAUUCGAGCAGCAGUAAAUCGUUCCAGAGGUGACUGGCAACCUCCAAGAGCAUGGUGGAUGUUUUGUAUAAGGCACAUCGGCAGCAACUUCCUACGAGCAUUCAAGGUCCCUCACUUGCAAAAGCUUGUGGUCAAUAUUGGGUAUUCAAGAAUGGUGGAGGAGUAUAACAUCAACUAUAAGAGGUUGGAAGAGCGAGGCGAGGCAUAUGCCAGGUGGUGCGAUGCCAUUGGACUUAGACAUUAG
This is a messenger RNA of Arachis duranensis, 1443 nucleotides long. RefSeq lists its product as uncharacterized. The transcript has 4 exons. The coding region runs from base 1 to 1443 and encodes 480 amino acids. NCBI's taxonomy places the organism in Eukaryota, Viridiplantae, Streptophyta, Magnoliopsida, Fabales, Fabaceae. The record is from RefSeq and is a predicted model, not a curated record.